Molecule: messenger RNA, 1191 nt
Organism: Fusarium verticillioides 7600
Lineage: Eukaryota; Fungi; Ascomycota; Sordariomycetes; Hypocreales; Nectriaceae
Exons: 3
Coding region: 174-890 (238 amino acids)
Source: RefSeq, a predicted model, not a curated record
AUAAACUUUACGUAGAAAUUCUUCAGGCUAUAAAACCUUAUAUCAAUAAUAUUAACAUCCUUACCUCUCUAAAUCUUUAUAGAAUUACAAAAUUCCUCAAUCUUCAGACUAUAUACUUGACCUGUUAUAUCAGAAUACUAUAUCAAUUCGGAAUUGUUUCUACCGACUCUAUAAUGGAAGCUCAGCGCCAGGAUCUUAUUCAACUCGCAGCUGCCCUGAGAAAAGGCACCCAGGCAGGCACUGGAAAUCUCGAAAAGCCCCAAGGAAGAGAAACGGCCUUUACAGAUGGAUUCAUAGCUGGCCUGAAGAAAGAGCUAGAGCCAAAAGCAAACUGCAUAAAUUAUAAUUUUAAAGUAAACGUUGUGAAAAGCGACGCUGAGGGGGCUAUAGGUAGUGAUCUAACCAUAUCUUGGAACAGGGAAGGCCAGGCGUAUUGCCUUUACCUGCAGGUUAAAUACCUUUACCAUGAUUACGAUCACUACGCCAACUCGACUCAGACCGGAAGCAAGGAGCUCAAAGAGUACUGGAAAGGUUGCGCUCCCUGGUUUAAUGCUGCAUAUAUGUCUAAAGCCAAGGAUACGAUGGGAACUUAUCAGGCUCUGGCAAUGCAGGACUUCGUUAACACCGACCUGAAGGCGACGCCACCCUGUAUCUCCAAAGCCGUCUUUUUCCUUUUCGGAGAUAAGGAUAGUGGGAAUACAAGUCCCUGCAUCGUUGACGUCCAAACCAUUGCAGCCAAAUGCGGCGCAGAGAACCCACGCGCACUGAAGCGAGAACAUCUGAGGGAUCUCACCCCUCAGCAGUUACAAGCAAUCUAUGAAGCCAAGGUACCAAUUCUGAAAAACCUGUUUUCCGCAAAUGACCCAUUGUUGGACUUUCUUCGAGCUUAGCCUUUGGCUCGCAGCACGAAAGAGCUGUAUCUUUGGGUUAUACUUGAGGAAGUAAAGGAUGCAUAGUCACCGGGUAUGCCAUCAGGCAGAGGCUGUGAUGCAAAACAGUAAACUUGCUAGUUAGGUGCCUUGAAGCUAGUACGAAUUCAAACUACGACUGACCUAAUUAUAAGCUCUAAGUUGAGUUCUAGGACUUGUUAUACAAAAUACCUUCCACGCACUGUAACUCUUUCAUGUAACCUUUGGCAAAUAGACUAUUGUAUCGUAAUAACCAAUUGAGAAAAGGCGUAUCAAGGCACUC